GAGGAUAUAACAUCGAGAUUUUUUUUUUUUUAAAUCAGACUUGGAAUCACUGUAAACCAUUGCUUGGUACUCAACAGUGUCAUGCUCAUGCAUCUAUCUACAUGUAGCUUUUGCUCAUGAUGGAAUCAUGUGUCAUAGGCAACUCAACACUUCUUCACGUCUUACUACCCGUCCUCCCCCACUUUAUCCGUCGCCUUUUUUUCUUUUCUUUCUGGAUUUCAAACACCCUUCAAGAACGCCCAACUCCUGAGCAAUAUAUGUAUUUCUCUUCGUUUCGAAAAUGGUACGAAGAUGGAAAAUACUGACAAAUUACGAAAAGAGAAAGCCGUGAAAAAUAUAUAUAAAAAAAAGGGGCCCAGCAAGAAUGUUGUAUGAAUGGGGGUAAUAUUGCUCCAACAGAAAAAAGACAAAAGGCUUAUCGGCUGUUGGUCUUGCCAAUACCACGCUUUCCGGCAAGCAAGUGCUUUGUCAGAGAUGCCGUAGUAUGUCUGUCGGCCU
This is a messenger RNA of Trichoderma atroviride IMI 206040, 498 nucleotides long. Lineage: Eukaryota; Fungi; Ascomycota; Sordariomycetes; Hypocreales; Hypocreaceae. The record is from RefSeq and is a predicted model, not a curated record.